Molecule: messenger RNA, 969 nt
Organism: Penicillium angulare
Lineage: Eukaryota; Fungi; Ascomycota; Eurotiomycetes; Eurotiales; Aspergillaceae
Exons: 2
Coding region: 1-969 (322 amino acids)
Source: RefSeq, a predicted model, not a curated record
AUGAAGUUCUCCAUCACCACCAUCAUGGCCGCUCUCGCCAUCGGCGCCAUUGCCGCCCCUAUGACCUCCGACCCUCUCUCCGGUCUGGGCUCUCUGUCCGGUCUCACCGGUGUCCUCGGUGAGGUGACUAAGGUCACCCAGCUCAGCCAGCUCACCAAGCUGCAGGGUCUUGACGGCAUUGCUGAUGUCCUCAAGCUCGGCGACGUCACCAAGGAGCUGAGCCUUAGCAAGCUCCCCGUCGUCUCCAGCCUCGGUGACCUGAAGAAGGUUCUCAACCUUCCCUCCACCGGCUCUGACAGCUCGCCCGCCGUCCAGAACGGCCACCUCGUCCAGAACCUUGGCCCCGAGCUCAACAACGUCCUCACCAUCACCGGUACUGACCUCCAGCCUCUGCUUCUCGAGCUGAGCCCCGAGGUUGCUACUCUCGUCUCUUCCCUGGGUCUCGGUGCCCUCGGUGUCCCUCUGGGUGCCGUCGUUGCCUCCGCCAGCUCCCUCGGUGGCCUCGUCACCGGUCUGGGUCCCCAUGUCGAUGGCCUCGUCACCGUCGUCGGUGCCGAUGGUGGUGCUCUCCUCAUCUCCCUCUCCCCCGAGGUUGCCGGUCUCAAGCGUGGUGAGCUCCUCAAGGACCUCGCCCCCGAGGUUGAGCAGAUCCUCACCAUCACCGGCCCCAACGCCAAGAACCUCCUCGUCAAGCUCUCUCCCUCCGUUGCCUCCCUGGUUUCCGGCCUCGGCCUCCCCGGUGUUGGUGUCCCCGCUGGCAAGAUCGUCAAGACUGCCGGUAACGCUGGUGACCUUCUCAAGGACAUUGCCCCUGGUGUCAAGAACCUGAUCGUCGUUGUCCACUCCGACACCCAGGCUCUCCUCGUCGAGCUCUCCCCUGAGGUUGCUGAGCUCGUUUCCGGCCUCGGUCUUGCUGCUACUGGUGCCGCUGUUGGCUCCGUUGUUGCCACCGUUGCUGCUAACAUCUAA